GCGCCCGCCCCCUCCCGUAAAGCGUUUACAUCACAUAUCAACACAAUGGCGGACACAGUUAUCCAGCCCAAGCAAGAGGAGGUCAAUGCCGGUUGUUUUCUGCUGAAGCACGUCGCGCUCUUCGGCGGAGGGGUCGCUCGACGCGCGAAGCGCCCAACACCCUUGCAGCAUUCUGAACAUGACGGCUGACAAAUCUCGCGAUAGAAACAUGGAGCUCAAGGACAACACCAUCAUUGUUGUUUUGGGCGCCUCCGGUGACCUAGCCAAGAAGAAGACUUUCCCAGCGCUCUUCGGUCUCCACCGAAAUGGCUUCCUCCCAAACAACAUCCACAUCGUCGGAUAUGCACGCACGAAGAUGGACCGUGAGGAGUACCUCAAGCGCGUCAAGUCUUACAUCAAGACCCCCACAAAGGAAUUGGAGAAGCAGCUAGAUGAGUUCUGCGAGUUCUGCUCGUACGUUUCGGGCCAGUAUGACCAGGAUGAGUCUUUUGUUGGACUCGAGAAGCACAUGCAGGAGAUUGAGAAGGGUCGCAAGGAGAACAACAGGAUAUUCUACAUGGCUCUCCCUCCCAGCGUCUUCAUCACAGUGUCCCAGCACUUGAAGCGCAACUGCUACCCCAAGAACGGCAUUUCUCGUGUUAUUGUCGAGAAGCCCUUCGGCAAGGACCUCCCAAGUUCGAGAGAGCUCCAGCGUGCAUUGGCGCCAGACUGGACUGAGGACGAGCUUUACCGUAUUGACCACUACCUGGGUAAGGAGAUGGUCAAGAACAUCCUGAUUCUCCGGUUCGGUAACGAGUUCUUCGGCGCAACUUGGAACAGGAACCACAUCGACAACGUCCAGAUCACCUUCAAGGAGCCGUUCGGAACCGAAGGCCGUGGAGGUUACUUCGACGAGUUCGGCAUCAUUCGUGAUGUUAUGCAAAACCACUUGCUCCAAGUUCUUACUCUCCUCGCUAUGGAGCGACCCAUCUCCUUCUCUGCCGAAGACAUCCGUGACGAAAAGGUCCGCGUCCUCCGUGGUAUGGCCUCUAUCGAGCCCAAGAACGUCAUCAUUGGACAGUAUGGAAAGUCGCUGGACGGCCAGAAGCCAGGCUACAAGGAGGAUGACACAGUCCCCAAGGACUCGCGAUGCCCCACUUUCGCAUCUAUGGUCGCUUACAUCAAGAACGAGCGAUGGGACGGUGUACCCUUCAUCCUGAAGGCAGGAAAGGCUCUCAACGAGCAGAAGACCGAGGUCCGCAUCCAGUUCAAGGAUGUCACCUCUGGAAUCUUCAAGGACAUUCCACGAAACGAGCUCGUCAUCCGAGUGCAGCCCAACGAGAGUGUUUACAUUAAGAUGAACUCCAAGCUGCCCGGUCUCAGCAUGCAGACUGUCGUCACAGAACUCGACCUUACCUACAGGCGGCGAUUCUCCGACCUGAAGAUUCCCGAGGCAUACGAAUCGCUCAUUCUCGACGCACUAAAGGGCGACCACUCCAACUUCGUCCGUGACGACGAACUCGACGCCAGCUGGAGAAUCUUCACACCUCUCCUGCACUACCUCGACGACAACAAGGAGAUCAUCCCCAUGGAGUACCCAUACGGCUCCCGUGGCCCUGCCGUUUUGGACGAUUUCACCUCUUCUUACGGAUACAAGUUCAGCGACGCAGCAGGAUACCAAUGGCCCAUGAACGAGCAAAAGUUGUAGGUGGCUGCUCUACACUUUACGAUUGCCUGUGGUAAGGUAUGCUCGGGAUCACAGUGAAUAUGAGUU
Molecule: messenger RNA, 1753 nt
Organism: Alternaria alternata
Lineage: Eukaryota; Fungi; Ascomycota; Dothideomycetes; Pleosporales; Pleosporaceae
Product: glucose-6-phosphate dehydrogenase
Exons: 8
Coding region: 209-1687 (492 amino acids)
Biological process (GO): pentose-phosphate shunt, oxidative branch; glucose metabolic process
Cellular component (GO): cytosol
Molecular function (GO): glucose-6-phosphate dehydrogenase activity; NADP binding
Source: RefSeq, a predicted model, not a curated record